AUGCAGCACUCCGAAGCAGCCUCGCCGAUUAGCAGGAUAUCCCUCUUGCCAAACUCACAUCCACCGCUCAAGUUCGCCAGAAAACACCGUCCCGCCCAUUUACCACACACAUACUCCUUCGGCCAUGACAGCUACAAAAUUCGCCGGAACAAGGCCUUGAAGAUCCGGAUCAGGACACUGGAGCAACACCUUUUCCACCGGACCAACAUCAGUUGUCUCGUCAUUGAGAAUGCCCGGCUGAUUAUCCAACUCCACAGCCAGAGCAAGCUCUCCCAAGCAGAGCUCGCUGAGCUACAGAGGGCCACACACUUUGACAAGAAGGAGCUACAACAAUGGUAUAAGGGUUUCCUAAAGGACUGCCCCUCUGGCAUGCUUACCAAGGAGGAGUUCCAAAAGAUCUACAAGCAAUUCUUCCCCUUCGGCGACCCCUCGUCAUUUGCAGACUACGUCUUCAACGUCUUUGAUGCAGACAAGUCAGGCUCAAUCGACUUCAAGGAGUUCAUCUGCGCGCUGAGCGUGACGAGCAGAGGGAAGAUGGAGGACAAACUAGACUGGGCAUUCCAGCUGUACGACAUAGACGGCGACGGCAAGAUCAGCUACGAGGAGAUGCUUGCGAUCGUCGAGGCGAUAUACAAGAUGGUCGGCUCCAUGGUCAAACUCCCCGAAGACGAAGACACGCCGGAGAAGCGCGUCCGGAAGAUCUUCAGAAUGAUGGACAAGGAUGAGAACGGAAGCCUGGACAUGGCCGAGUUCAAGGAGGGCUCGAAGCGCGACGAGACCAUCGUCUCCGCCCUCUCGCUCUACGAUGGCCUGGUUUAG
This is a messenger RNA of Coniosporium apollinis CBS 100218, 819 nucleotides long. RefSeq lists its product as uncharacterized. NCBI's taxonomy places the organism in Eukaryota, Fungi, Ascomycota, Dothideomycetes. Bases 1 to 819 code for a protein of 272 amino acids. Gene Ontology annotation, molecular function: calcium ion binding. Gene Ontology annotation, cellular component: intracellular membrane-bounded organelle; membrane; cytosol. The transcript is spliced from 3 exons. The record is from RefSeq and is a predicted model, not a curated record.